Hyposmocoma kahamanoa is the source of this 634-nucleotide messenger RNA. Its product is annotated as chorion class B protein PC10-like. Lineage: Eukaryota; Metazoa; Arthropoda; Insecta; Lepidoptera; Cosmopterigidae. The coding region runs from base 53 to 577 and encodes 174 amino acids. The transcript has 2 exons. Gene Ontology annotation, cellular component: egg chorion. Gene Ontology annotation, molecular function: structural constituent of egg chorion. The record is from RefSeq and is a predicted model, not a curated record. Gene Ontology annotation, biological process: multicellular organism development; chorion-containing eggshell formation.
ACUCGUAAAGCAAGUCAUCAUUCUCGAGUCAGUCCUCGCAAAGUCCACUACAAUGUCGUCCGUAUCCAUGAUUGUUUUGUGCGCUUCUGCGCUUUUCGUCCAGACCAUCUCUGCUGAGUGCUCACGUGCCCCUGCUUGGGAUGCGUGGAAACCAGCGCCGGCCCCCAUCGCCUGGGCUCCCAGCUGCAGCGCGGGUGACUACAGCAACAUCAUCGGAUCUAACUUGGCAUCUGCUAGCGGCGGCGGCUUCGGUGUGAUCUCCUCCUCCCUCUACGCACCUAGCGGUCUCACCGUGCUGUCCGAAAACGACAUAUCAGGCAUGCUUGAUGCGUCCGGUAGCCUCCCAGUACUCGCCGCCGUCGCUCUAGAGGGCUCGUUACCAACCAGCGGUUCAGCUGGAGCCACCUACAGCUGCGGAAAUGAACUGGUGGGUAUCGAUAGCGACAGCAUCGCCGCUGCUGGCAUCGACGCUGCGGGCUACAGCGCCGGCUACGGCUCUGCUUUUGGACCAAAAGCCUUUGGUCCCCGUGCUUACCCUGCUCCCUCGUUCAAAGCUGCUCCCUGUGGAUGUUACUGAAAAAAUACAAUAAUAAGUAAACACAAAACAGAAAGAAAUAAACUUUUAACCAUCGCA